CUAAUAAUAUUGGAAUCGAAGGCAUAGCACAUUUGCGACUAUGUGGCUCCUCCUAUUUGUCUGCGGGGUCUCCUUGACCCAAGCGCUGGAUAACGGUCUAGCGCUGACCCCUCCUAUGGGCUGGCUCACCUGGCAGCGAUACCGAUGUCUCACCGACUGCUCUGUAUACCCUGACGAGUGUAUAAGUGAGAAGCUGAUAAAGCGCACAGCGGAUCUCAUGGUGAACGAGGGGUACCUGGAAGCGGGGUACAAUUACAUCGGCAUCGACGACUGCUGGAUGGAGAAGAACCGGAGUGCCAACGGAAAACUCGUGCCGGACCACGUGCGGUUCCCGAACGGCAUGAAGAUGCUGGGCAAAUAUGUCCACAGCAAAGGCCUAAAGUUCGGCAUCUACCAGGACUACGGUACGAAGACGUGCGCAGGCUACCCUGGAGUCAUGGGGCAUGAGCAGACUGACGUGGAUACCCUCGUCAGCUGGGGCGUGGACUACAUCAAACUGGAUGGCUGUUAUUCUAAGCCUGAGGAGAUGAAGACAGGAUAUCCAGACUUCGGAAGGAUGCUGAACAAUACAGGGCGUCCGGUCCUGUACUCCUGCAGCUGGCCUGCUUAUCUCGAACCAAACAGUAUUUUGCCUAACUACACAGUGAUUGCAGAGAACUGCAAUCUUUGGCGCAACUGGGACGACAUAGAAGACUCUUGGGAAAGUCUUCUCGGCAUCAUGAACUGGUUCGCCGACAAUCAGGAGCGCUUGGCGCCGUUCGCUGGCCCGGGACACUGGAACGACCCUGACAUGUUACUAGUAGGCAACUACGGCCUAUCUCUGGACCAGGCGAGGGUGCAGAUGGCGGUGUGGGCCGUACUAGCGGCGCCGCUCCUCAUCAGCGCGGACCUGUCUCGCAUGCGGCCGGAGUUCAAGAAGAUCCUGCUGAAUAGGGACAUCAUUGCCGUCAACCAAGACCCACUGGGGAAGCAGGGGCUCAGAGUAUUUAAUGAUUCGAAACAUCACAGGCAGAUCUGGACUCGUGAGCUGUCAGAUAACUCGUACGCCGUGGCGUUUGUGAGCGUCCGAGUCGAUGGCGUGCCUUACGCUGUAUCCUUUAUACACGAUAUGAAGAUACCAGCGCGUUUCUAUCGGGUUCAGGAUCUUUACAACGAAGAAGAAGACCGACAGUUGGGCGCUGAUCAGAAAUUUACGACCCGAAUAAACCCCACAGGAGUCAAGUUCUACAAAUUUAAUCCUGAUGGGCAGUCUGAGGAAAACAUUAAGAAUCCCGGAGAAGAUUCGUUGAAAAAUAUCAAUAUGAAUGUUGAUAAUUACUUAGAUAAGACUGUUGUUGUUGUAUAA
Messenger RNA from Leguminivora glycinivorella, 1345 nucleotides. RefSeq names its product alpha-N-acetylgalactosaminidase. Gene Ontology annotation, biological process: oligosaccharide metabolic process; glycoside catabolic process; glycosylceramide catabolic process. Gene Ontology annotation, cellular component: cytoplasm. Gene Ontology annotation, molecular function: alpha-galactosidase activity. Lineage: Eukaryota; Metazoa; Arthropoda; Insecta; Lepidoptera; Tortricidae. The record is from RefSeq and is a predicted model, not a curated record.